Molecule: messenger RNA, 1820 nt
Organism: Apus apus (common swift)
Lineage: Eukaryota; Metazoa; Chordata; Aves; Apodiformes; Apodidae
Gene: BIN2
Product: bridging integrator 2
Exons: 12
Coding region: 39-1736 (565 amino acids)
Biological process (GO): phagocytosis, engulfment; podosome assembly; plasma membrane tubulation
Cellular component (GO): phagocytic cup; podosome; cytoplasm
Molecular function (GO): phospholipid binding; protein binding
Source: RefSeq, a predicted model, not a curated record
AGCGCCCGCGCGGCUGCCAGCAGGAACCGACUGCAGCCAUGGCCGAGGGCAGGAGCGGGGGAGCCGGGCUCUUCGCCAAGCAGGUCCAGAAACGCUUCAGCCGGGCGCAGGAGAAGGUUUUGCAAAAAUUGGGCAAAACGGUGGAAACCAAAGACGAGCAGUUUGAGCAGAGCGCGUACAACUUCCAGCUGCAGCAGAACGAAGGCAAUAAACUCUACAAAGAUCUCAAGGGUUUCCUGGGGGCGGUGAGAGUGAUGCAUGAGAGCUCCCGGAAAGUGGCUGAGACGCUGCAGGAGAUUUACAGCCCUGACUGGGAUGGUCACGAGGAGCUAAAAGCCAUCGCAGCUAGCAAUGACCUCCUGUGGGAUGACUACGAGGCGAAGCUGGCCGACCAAGCCCUGCGGCUGAUGGAGAACUACCUGGCUCAGUUUGGGGACUUUAAGGAGCGCAUCGCCAAGAGGGGCCGUAAGCUGGUAGACUACGACAGCACCCGGCAUCACCUGGAAGCUCUGCAAAGUGCCAAGAAAAAGGACGAGGCAAAAAUCGCCAAGGCUGAGGAAGAGUUUAAUAAAGCCCAAGCGGUGUUUGAAGACCUGAACAGGGACCUCCGGGAGGAGCUGCCGGUUCUGUAUGGCAGCCGCAUCGCCUGCUACGUGACCAUCUUCCAGAACAUCUCCAACCUCCGUGAUGUCUUCUACAAGGAGAUGAGCAAGCUCAACCGUGACCUCUACGAGGUGAUGAGCAAACUGGACAAGCAGCACUCCAGCAAAGUCUUCAUUGUUAAAGGCAUCUCCAGCAACCGGCGCUCUCUGGUCAUCUCCUCACCCGUGAGCCCCCCAGCCAUGUUCCCCUGCCCAGGGAAGGCGCCAGACUGGCCGCCCACGGAGGAGGCAGAGGUGACAGCAGGGUCCCCUGGGGUGGGCAGCAGUGCCGCCGACACCGUUGCCAGCAGGGAGCUGGAUGCCACCAUCCCCAGCCCGCCACCGGCUUCACCUGCCAGCGCCGGGUCCCUGUCAGAGACGGCGUCGGUGUCCAGCGAGGAGGCCCUGGAGCCUGAUCCCAGCGCCGAAGCUCCGUCCCACGGGCAGGGGACACGGGUGGCAGCCGUGGAGCCGGGCACCCGCUGCCCCGGGGCUGGUCUGCAGCUGGCAGGGGCUGCUGGCGGGGAGCAGCAGGGGGCCGAGGCCAUCGCUGCCUCCCUGGCCUCCCUGAUUCUCUCCAAGGCGAUUGCCCAGGCCACCAAAACUGCGCCUCUGGAGCUGGAAGAGCCCACGGCUGGGCUGGGGGACAGCGAAGCUGCGGCUGCCACCGGGGAUGCCCACCAGCCGGACGGCACGGCCACCAGCAGGGAGGGUCAGGAACCAUCCCCAGCCCCGGCUGUCCCCCAGGAUGCCCCCAGCCCCACAGAAGAGUCGUUGGUGUGUCCGUCCCGGGGCGGGGGGCUGGAGCUACCCCAGCUCAGCAGGGCUGCGGGCGAGCUGAGCGACUCUGAGGAGAGCGUGGAGGUGGUGGACAUGGAGCCAAAGGUGGCCAAAAUUCAGAUGGUGCUGGACCUCACCCCUGAUGUGGCAUCAAGUGGCUGCCCUGGGGACAGCAGUUCCCCCUCCAGCUCCACAGCCGAGGAGCAAGGCUGUCCUGGGACGCCGGAGCAGAACACAAAACAGGACAUGAGCCAGGACCCCCCACCAGCAGCAAAGUCUUCCCAGGACCCCACUGAGACCCUCACCUCCCUGUGAGCUCAGCACCUGGAGCAGGGAACAGGAGUUUUCUGGUGCCACAGGCAAAUCAUGUUGUUUCAUCGAGGCUGUAACGCGCUUCCC